CGCAGGCUGAGGUCCUCGACUGUUGGGUCCAGAGCGUCAGAGAGACAGAGAGAGAGGAGCCGCCGAUGGUGAAGUGUCCUCCAUCAUGAGACUCGUUCUGUUCCCGGUCCUCGUGGCUCUCGUGGCCGACGCUCAGCUGCUGUCCCGGUCAGAAAUGUACGGCAGCCUUCAGUCUCCAAACUUCCCGGAGCCGUACCCCCGAGAGACGGAGCUGCGCUGGAACAUCAGCGUUCCCGACGGCUUCCAGAUCAAGCUCUACUUCAGCCACUUCGACCUGGAGCCGUCCUACCUGUGUGAGUACGACUUCGUCAAGCUGGAGGCGGAGGGGGAGGUGCUGGCGUUGUUCUGUGGGAAGGAGGAGACGGACACGGAGGCGGUGCCGGCUCAGCAGGUCGUCACCUCCCCCAGAAACUCCCUCAGCGUCCUCUUCUCCUCCGACUUCUCCAAUGAGGAGAGAUACUCCGGGUUCGUGGCUCACUACAGCGCUGUGGAUGUAGACGAGUGCAGUGACCGCAGUGAUGAAGACCUGCUCUGUGAUCAUUUCUGUCACAACUACAUCGGAGGAUACUACUGCUCCUGUCGCUACGGUUACCUGCUGCACACCGACAACCGCACCUGCAAAGUGGAGUGUAGCGAUGGUGUGUUCAGGGAACGCUCCGGGGUUCUGAGCAGUGUCGAUUUUCCCGCUCCGUAUCCAAAGAGCUCCGAGUGUUUGUAUCGUAUCGAGGUGGAGCCGGGUUUCAGGCUCCGACUCCAGUUUGACCCCAGCUUCGACGUGGAGGAUCACCCCGACGUCAGGUGCCCCUACGACUACGUCAAAAUCACAGCAGGCGGCAGGGAGCUCGGUCCGUUCUGUGGAGCUCGAUCUCCAGGAGUCGUUCAGACCGACAGCAACGUCGUCACCGUGGUUUUCCACAGCGACAACUCCGGAGAGAACCGGGGCUGGAGGAUCACGUACACAGCUACAGGAAGUCAGUGUCCAGUACCUGAGACCCCACCUGGUGCCCUGAUAAACCCUGUCCAAUCAGAAUACUUCUUCAAAGACCACAUCCUGUUCAUCUGUGAGCCUGGAUACAGACUGCUGAAGGACGGUGAGUAUCUAGACCAUUAUCAGCUGGACUGUCAGGCUGACGGAUCGUGGAGCAGCAGUCCUCCUCAGUGUCAAACGGUGGAUUGCGGGAGUCCAAAGGUGGUCGACAUGGCCGACGUGGUGUUUGGUAACCGUGACAACAGCACGCUGUUUGGAUCGACUGUCACCUACGUCUGCAGAGACGACACCUUUCAGCUGAACACCAGCAACAGUUCCUACACUUGUGGUCAGAACGGAGAAUGGACAAAUUCAGAGUCGGGGCCCAAACUGCCGAGCUGUCUGCCAGCCUGCGGCCGGCCGUCCCGCUCUCUCCCGCUUCAGGUGAAGCGGAUCGUGGGCGGUCGGAGUGCCGAGCCUGGCCUGUUCCCGUGGCAUGUUCUGCUCAGCGUGGAGGAUCUGUCCCGGGUCCCAGAGGACCACUGGUUCGGCUCUGGGGCCCUGCUGUCCGAGUCCUGGGUCCUCACGGCAGCCCACGUCCUGAGGUCCCAGAGGAGGGACACCAGCGUUGUCCCCGUGGCCCCGGAACAUGUCAAGGUCUUUCUCGGUCUCCAUGACGCCCGAGACAAACGUCUGGCCACCAGCCGCUCGGUGGAGGAGAUCUUUCUCCAUCCAGACUUCCAACCCAACAACUACAACAACGACAUCGCCCUGCUGAGGCUGAGGGACCGCGUGGAGUUUAACGAAGUCAUCCGUCCAGUCUGUCUCCCACCACCACAAAACAAGGACGACCCGCCCACCCCUGUCCACAACUCUCUGGGUGUAGUUGCCGGUUGGGGGAUCUCCAACCCCAACGCCUCCUCCUCCUCCGGUGACCCUCCCUCGCUAGCCUCUGACCCAACGGUGGCCGCUGACCUCGGGGUGACCUCAGACCUCUUGCAGUACGUGAAGCUGCCGGUGGUUUCUCAGGACGAGUGUCAGGCGAGCUACACCUCGCGCUCCGUCAGCUACAACAUAACCGACAACAUGUUCUGUGCAGGUUUCUUCGAGGGGGGCAGGGACACCUGUCUGGGGGACAGUGGGGGGGCCUUCGUGAUGGAGGACGAGGUCAGCCGGAGGUGGGUGGUGUUUGGGUUGGUGUCCUGGGGGGGGCCAGAGGAGUGCGGGAGUCAGAGAGUGUAUGGAGUCUACACCCGAGUGGCUAAAUAUGCGGAGUGGAUACAGAGCCAUCUUCAGACCGCCCCCUGGUGGUGAGACAGGUGUCACAGCUACAGCUGAGACCGAAUG
Messenger RNA from Xiphias gladius (swordfish), 2314 nucleotides. RefSeq names its product MBL associated serine protease 1 (gene masp1). The transcript has 13 exons. The record is from RefSeq and is a predicted model, not a curated record. Gene Ontology annotation, cellular component: blood microparticle; extracellular region. Gene Ontology annotation, biological process: zymogen activation; complement activation. Lineage: Eukaryota; Metazoa; Chordata; Actinopteri; Istiophoriformes; Xiphiidae. Gene Ontology annotation, molecular function: calcium ion binding; serine-type endopeptidase activity. The coding region runs from base 86 to 2281 and encodes 731 amino acids.